This is a messenger RNA of Candida tropicalis MYA-3404, 1728 nucleotides long. RefSeq lists its product as uncharacterized. Lineage: Eukaryota; Fungi; Ascomycota; Pichiomycetes; Serinales; Debaryomycetaceae. The coding region runs from base 1 to 1728 and encodes 575 amino acids. The record is from RefSeq and is a predicted model, not a curated record. The transcript has a single exon.
AUGCCUGAAGCUAUUACUUUUGAAUCAUUCUUAACCAAAGACCCACUUGAUAACUAUGAAGAUCACGAGAAAUACACCAAAGAAUGGUUACCUAAAGUCGAAAAAUAUAGAUCUGAUUUGGAAAAAGCCACACCUAAGGAACUCACUGUUGAAUUGCCAAAACCAAUUGACGAGUUGAUCGAAGAUCAGUUCAAUGCUGUGGAUUAUCUCUACUCUAAGAAAUUGUUAACUCCUGAGGAGUUUGCAAUUACCGAUUUACCAACCACUGAAUUGGCAAAGAAGAUUGCCCUGGGAGAGUUAACAUCUAUUGAAGUGUUUAAAGCUUAUGCUCAUAGAGCAAUUAUCUGUCAUCAAUUUACCAAUUGUGGUAUGGAAAUAUUCAUUGACGAGGGUUUGAAGCAAGCUGAAGAAAGAGAUAAAUAUUUCAAAGAUACCGGUAAGACUGUUGGGCCAUUACAUGGUAUUCCUAUAUCCCUUAAGGAACAUUUAGGAUACAAGGAUAAAAUCACUCAUGCCAGUUAUGUAUCACGUCUCGACAAUAUAACCAAAGAUCAUUGUGUUACUACUCAAAUUUUAGAAAACUUAGGUGCUGUAUUUUAUAUUCGUACCAAUGAACCACAAACUUUGAUGCAUACUGAUAGUAACAACAAUAUUACUGGACUUACCAAGAAUCCAUUCAAUUUAUUAUUAUCGUCAGGUGGUUCAUCAUCUGGUGAAGGUGCACUUAUUGCCUUUGGUGGUUCUUCACUUGGUGUAGGUACUGAUAUUGGGGGUUCAAUUCGUAUUCCAGCUGCAUUCUCAGGUUGUUUGGGAUUACGUCCAACUGCAAAUAGAAUCUCUCUUGCUGGAUGUGAAAGUCCAGCUUGUGGUCAAGAAAGUGUAAUGCCAGUCAUUGGGCCAAUGGGACGUUCCGUUGAAGAUAUUGAAUUAUGGAUGAAAAGUUACAUCAAUAUUGGGAAACCUUGGAAUUUAGAUCCAACUUUGGUUAGAAUGGAGUGGCGUGAAGUUGAAGUUCCUAAAGUGAAUGAUUUGACUAUUGCAGUCAUUAGAGAUGAUGGAUUGGUUAGAGUUUCUCCGCCAGUUAGACGUGCAUUAGAUGUAGUUGUCAACAAGUUAAAAGAUGCAGGCGUUAAAGUAAUUGAAUUCACUCCACCAAAUACCGAAUUGGCAUACGAAACAAUCAAUAAGAUGUAUAAUGCAGAUGGUAAUGUUUCUCAAAAGGGAUACUUGGCAGAAUCAGGGGAACCAUUGACUAAAUUGACUAAAUGGAGUUUAAAUUUUGGCACGGGUGAACAACCACUUAGUGUAUUGGAGAAUAGACGUUUAAAUGUCAUCAGAGAUCAAUUAAGAGCUGAAUAUAAUGAAUAUUUGAUGAAUAAUAAAAUUGAUUUUAUUCUCAGUCCUUCAUAUAAUAAUGUUGCUCCACACAGUGAAGCAGGUUUUAAUUGGUCUUAUACCACCCUUUUCAAUAUUCUUGAUUUACCAACUUUAGUCUUCCAAACUGGUAUUUACCAAGAUCCAAAAGUUGAUAAAUGGACUGAAGAAGACUUACAAUACAAAUAUAGAUCACCAUUAGAACAAUUUGAAAAUGAAAACUAUGACCCAGAAAAAUUCAAAGGAGCUCCAGUUGGUUUGCAAUUAUCUGGUAGAAGAUACUUUGAUGAGGAGGUUUUAGCCGCUGGGAAGGCUAUUGUUGACUUGUUGGGUGUUGAUUUAUAUAGUCAUUAG